This is a messenger RNA of Nymphaea colorata (pocket water lily), 1012 nucleotides long. RefSeq names its product plastocyanin. Gene Ontology annotation, molecular function: copper ion binding. The record is from RefSeq and is a predicted model, not a curated record. The transcript has a single exon. NCBI's taxonomy places the organism in Eukaryota, Viridiplantae, Streptophyta, Magnoliopsida, Nymphaeales, Nymphaeaceae. Gene Ontology annotation, cellular component: chloroplast thylakoid lumen. Bases 288 to 797 code for a protein of 169 amino acids.
GAGAAAAAAAGGCUGAUAUUUGUGGGAUGACAUUGUCUCUGCUCCACCCAAUUGAAUACGGCAAUUCUUGAGCCACGUCAUCCAUCAACAUCCCAAGCAACCAAUGAGAAGCAAUUGCGAGUGGAUAACCAAGCAGCUUCCAGCCCCAUACUUUACACCCGUUACCCAAACUCACUUGCAAUAUAUCCCUCUCCACCCUUCCCUGCUGUUUCUCCAAUCAGCAAUCCAUUCCCAAGCACCGCUCUGCUCUGUUCAUCCUUCUCAGAGCCAGACAGAUCAGAGAACCAAUGGCCACCACCUUUGCAUCUGCAGCCGUUGCCAUCUCCUCCUUCACGGGCCUCAAGGCAGAGACCCCCAAGACUGUCUGCGCGAAGCAAUGCAGCAGCGGCAGCGCAGGAGCCGUCAAGGCCGGCGCCAUCAGAGCUUCCCUUAAGGACGUUGGUGUGGCUGCAGCCGCUGCUGCCGCAAGUUUGGUGCUGGCCAGCAAUGCCCUGGCCAUCGAUGUGAAGCUCGGCAGCGACGAUGGCGGUCUCGUCUUCGAGCCCAGUGCGUUCACAGUGUCCGCUGGGGAGAAGAUCACCUUCAAGAACAAUGCAGGGUUCCCUCACAACGUGGUGUUUGAUGAGGAUGAGGUUCCAUCUGGGGUUGACGCCGGCGCCAUCUCCAUGCCCGAGGACGCUCUGUUGAAUGGGCCUGGGGAGACAUAUGAGGUGACCCUGAGCACCAAGGGCGAGUAUUCUUUCUACUGCGCUCCCCACCAAGGUGCUGGCAUGGCGGGCAAGGUCACAGUUAACUAGGAGAGGAAAGGGGGUAAUGCCAUCGUCUCAUUAGUCCAAUCUUGUCGACCUUGUUGUUUCGUUUCUUCAAGAAGCCUGAGGUGUUAUUUGGUUUUGUACCUCCAUCAUCAUUGUACAUUUAGAACCUUCAGUUCAGAGACUUUUGGCCAUUACUGAAACUGUGAAUCCUGAAAUAUUUUUGCGAAAAUCCAUUUUAUCCCCCCUAUUAAUUCCAA